Messenger RNA from Globicephala melas (long-finned pilot whale), 1065 nucleotides. RefSeq names its product ALK and LTK ligand 2 (gene ALKAL2). The record is from RefSeq and is a predicted model, not a curated record. Gene Ontology annotation, biological process: positive regulation of ERK1 and ERK2 cascade; positive regulation of ERK5 cascade. Lineage: Eukaryota; Metazoa; Chordata; Mammalia; Artiodactyla; Delphinidae. Gene Ontology annotation, molecular function: receptor tyrosine kinase binding; receptor signaling protein tyrosine kinase activator activity.
CCCAGCCUGGCCGAGCGCAGGAUGCGCGGACCCGGGCGUCCUCUCCUCCUGGGGCUGCUGCUCGUGCUGGGGGCGGCGGGGCCCGGCCGGGGGAUCGCGGAGACCCGGGAGGCCGCGGACAGGCAGACGCUGCUGCAACUCAUCGUGGAGAUCGUCCAGGAGCUCAGGAAGUACCACUCGGGGGAGUCCAAGAGGCUGCAGCUCUCGGGCCGGCAGGACUACACCCUGGGCCGCAGGGAGGUCUCGGACUACGGGGCUUACGCGGAGGAGCAGAGAGUGGAAAUUGUUCCUCGAGAUCUAAGGAUGAAAGACAAGUUUCUGAAACAUCUGACAGGUCCUCUUUAUUUCAGCCCAAAGUGCAGCAAACACUUCCACAGACUUUACCACAACACCCGAGACUGCACCAUCCCCACCUACUAUAAGAGAUGCGCCCGGCUUCUUACUCGGCUGGCUGUCAGUCCGAUGUGCAUGGAGGGAUAAGCGAGCAGAGCGCCGCGGACGAGCAGCGGCCCGGGACCGUGAGAAGUGCCUUGGAGACCAGCAGGGCAGAGCCCACUGCCUUCUGGACACGCCCCAUGAACAGAGAUUUAUUUUUGCAGACAGCCUCUCCCAUAAUUCCUUCACCUUGAGAUUUGUAGGUUGACACCGUCUGUGGGCACAGAGUCAGUAAAUGGGUGUGCCCGACAGUAAUGCUUGCCACCGGUCAUUUUAGACAACAGGAGAGUGCUCCACGUUUGAUGUGUCAUGCUGUGAAACGGCAGAGAGAGAGCUCCUUUUCCUGAUUAGGUGACGUCACAAAUAUUUCUUGAGAAGCAUAAGCAGAAUCAGCAGAAUCUGAAACUAUAUUUUCAUAUAGCAUAUGGUAUUAUUUAAUAUUUUAUUACUUUUACAAUUAAAUGCCCAGAGUAUCAUUUGGAAUUGCAUGAAAAAUUUAAAAAAUAUAAAUAAAUAAAAAGAGACAGAAAAGAACUUCAGUUGUGGAGACAUCGGAGUGUAAACCUGUGUACAUGCUCAGGCUAAUUUCAUUUGUCCUUUGUAUAAUAAGUGUAAAAUAGUAUCUAGAUA